Messenger RNA from Funneliformis caledonium, 852 nucleotides. The record is from the annotation of a GenBank genome assembly. NCBI's taxonomy places the organism in Eukaryota, Fungi, Glomeromycota, Glomeromycetes, Glomerales, Glomeraceae.
AUGUUGAAUAUAACUUAUGAUGCUAAUGUUAUGAAUAAUGAUCAAGAACAUUCAUAUUGCGAUUGGGAAACUUUACUAAAUUGUAAUAAAGAUUUAUCAACAUAUAAAGUUCUAUUAUCAAUAGCUGGGAUAUUUGAUUUUUUCGUUUUCUUUAUGACUUCUUCACUUCUAUGUUGGAGAUUAUAUUUUCAUUCCAAUGAUAAAAUGUGGAAAAUAUAUAAAUGGUCAUCGAUAAAUAUCUCAACGUUAUGGUUAGCUAUAUUUUGUCUAUUUCGGAGCCUUUGUAGCACUAUUACCGUAUUAAAUCUGUUUGCAGAAAACAUGGUUAUAAGAAGUUUAAUAUACAAAAUAGGAAUUAUACCGGGUCAUUUCGCGAUUCAGACUUACUUGGCCAGUAUAUUUCGAUUAAUUCCCAAAUUAACCUUGAGUCAAUCCAUUUCAUCAUUAUCCUUAAUUCCUUAUAAAAGUGAACGUCCAAAUACUAAAAUAGCAACCAUAUGGAUACCAAAAGGUAGUCAAGUCACGAUAAUCUUUCGGAUUUUGUCAAUUUAUACAUUAAUCGGCGUAUCUAGUCUUCUGUUGAUCAGAGGAUUUGAUAUGAAUAGGAAUGGUGAUAAUAGAAGUGCAAGGAUCCUUUCAUUUUGUGUAGAUUUGAUUUAUGAAUUUAAUAAUUUAUUUUAUGUAAUAUGUCUUUUAUUUUAUGGGAGUAUAUCAGUUAAUUUGGCCAAAAAAGGUAUUGAAUUGGCUGGAAUUGAUGAUAUUGAUGAGAAUUCAAAUCAAGCUUCACAAGAAAGUCAAAUUAGAUUUAAAGCUCGUAUUCGCAAGAGGAUUGAAAAAUGUGACGAAAAGUAA